AUGGAACACACUGGAAGCCACACAGCUGCUGAAAUGCUGGAAAUACAACGAUUGCGUGACAACGUUAAAACUAUUUACACCCUCCUGCUGCAACUGCCAGUCAUGCAUGGAUAUGCAUAUCGACCCCAAACCGAACAGGCUUCCGGUCCUGGUAGGCCUAGAUAUCUUUUAUCGGCAGAACAAUUGUCCUGUUUGCGUAGCGAAUUCAACAGUUGGUCUCAAAUUGCUGCUGACCUUGGUGUUUCUCGGCAAACAAUCUAUAACAGGAGACGAGAACUUGGAUUUUCUAUCGCGUUCGAAAAUUUUACAACCAUUUCGAAUGCAGACCUGGACACUGUUGUUACUGAAGAACUCGAAGCAUUUCCCCGUACCGGGGAAACAAAUGUUAUCGCAGGCCUUCGCCAGCGUGGAAUAUAUUUACAGAGGUGGAGAGUAAGAGAAUCGAUUGUCAGAGUAGACCCCAUUAACAGAGCCAAUAGAUGGGGUCAAAGAAUAAUACGCAGACCGUACAGUGUACCCCACCCAAACUUCUUAUGGCACAUUGACACAAACAUGAAACUGCAUCACUGGAGGAUGUGCAUACAUGGUUGUGUAGAUGGGUUUUCGCGUUGUGUUAUUUACCUAAACGUUAACAACAAUAACAGAGCUGCCACAGUGUUCUCCUGUUUUCAAAGGGCAACCACCCAAUGGGGACAUCCAUCACGAUUGAGGGCAGAUAAUGGAGGGGAAAAUGUAGCAGUUGGCGAUUAUAUGGUUUGGUUUAGAGGAGAGAAUCGUGGCAGCUUCUUGACUGGACCAAGAGUCCGAAACACGCGUAUUGAACGUUUAUGGAGAGAUGUCGUCGAAAGUGUGGUAACCAUAUUCACUUCACUGUUUAUGUUUAUGGAAAGUCAUCGCAUAUUGGACCCUGGAAAUGAAAUUGACAUGUAUGCCCUACAUUAUGUCUUCUUGCCUCGAGUCCAGAGGCUUUUGGACAGAUUCGUUCAAAGGUUCAACAUGCACUCGGUGUCUACUGAACAUAAUAGAACUCCAAGACAGCUUUGA
Messenger RNA from Porites lobata, 1044 nucleotides. The record is from the annotation of a GenBank genome assembly. Lineage: Eukaryota; Metazoa; Cnidaria; Anthozoa; Scleractinia; Poritidae.